This is a messenger RNA of Perognathus longimembris pacificus (Pacific pocket mouse), 414 nucleotides long. Its product is annotated as keratin-associated protein 12-1-like. The record is from RefSeq and is a predicted model, not a curated record. Gene Ontology annotation, cellular component: keratin filament. NCBI's taxonomy places the organism in Eukaryota, Metazoa, Chordata, Mammalia, Rodentia, Heteromyidae. The transcript is spliced from 2 exons. Bases 1 to 414 code for a protein of 137 amino acids.
AUGUGCCACACCAGCUGCUCCUCAGGCUGCCAGCCAGCUUGCUGCGUGUCCAGUCCCUGCCAUCCCUGCCAAUCAUCCUGCUGUGUGUCCAGUCCCUGCCAGCCAUCCUGCUGUGUAUCCACCCCCUGUCAGUCGUCCUGCUGUGUGUCCAUCCCCUGCCAGUCGUCCUGCUGCAUGAGCUGCAGACCCGCCAUGUGUGUUCCUGUGAGAUUACAGGUGGCCUGCUGCUCUCCUGUGAGCUGUAGACCUACUGUGUGUGUGGCUCCUUCCUGCCAAUCCUCCGUGUGUGAUCCUGGGAGCUGCAGGCCUGCUGUGUGCAUGGUCCCCUCCUGCCAGUCCUCUGGGUGCUGCCCGACGUCCUGCCCCACCCUGGUCUGCAGACCUGCCUCCUGCAGCACCCCCACCUGCUGCUGA